AUGGCGGCUAAGAUUGCAGUACUACUGUGCCUAUUCGGUCUGACUCGUGCCGGAACUCUCUACAGUGGUUCCGCGCUCGGAUACUCGUCCGGGCUAGGAUACGCAACAAACUUGGGUCAUCGAUCCGGACUGGAAUACGCAACUGGCCUAGGACAAGGCGCUGAUCUCGGAUAUGAAGCGAGCCUAGGACACGGAGAAGGCCUAGGAUACAGAACUGGAUACUCAAACGACCUUGGAUAUGCUUCUCAAGAUUAUGGCGGUUAUGGCGCAAGUGCCGCGCACACCAGACCAGAUAUUUCCACCGUCUCCCAGUAUAACAUACACACGGCCCCUAUUGCAAAGACUUACGCUGCGCCAGUCGCUGCUUACUCUUCAACAUAUGGUGCUCACAGAGCAUAUGGCCGAGCAAUAUCUUAUAGGGGCCAGGGUCACGGAGGCUAUGGAUUUGGAGGAUUUGGUACUGCAUAUGGCGGUUAUGGAAGAAAAUACACAUUGUAA
Parnassius apollo (apollo) is the source of this 498-nucleotide messenger RNA. Lineage: Eukaryota; Metazoa; Arthropoda; Insecta; Lepidoptera; Papilionidae. The record is from the annotation of a GenBank genome assembly.